UGCAGGAUGAGCCUAGAUCCGUCUACAGCAGCCUUGCAGGCAAAAAAUGUGCAACUCACACAGGAGAAAGAGCAGCUGAAGCUGAUGCUGAGUCUGCUGCAGGAAAACCAGGACAUGAAAGCGAAGAUUCAGAGCUUCAGUGGAGGACCCCCGGAUGAUUUCACAGAAGCAUCAAAUCUGUGGCAAAAAACGGUUGAUGAGCAACAAUUCAGGAGAGUGUUUCAGCAAACUAAAACCACCGCCGAGCACCGAGCAUCAUCUCCCAUCGACUUCCAGUCCUUCCUGCAGAGCUCUGCACACAGAAAUACAGACCAGACAGCAGCACUACAAGGUCACCAGACAGAGUGUCAUCUUUGUGUCUCAGCUCAGCCAAGAGUCAUAGGAGAGAUGGUCUUUCAGCUGGACAGGAGGAUUCUGUCCCACAUCUUCCAAGCUCAGACGAGGCUUUACGGUUUCACACUGCGCAAUAUCCCAGAGAAAAUUGAAGAGUUGAGUACACACCCUCUGACAGGGAAGGUGGACAUGGGCUAUCGGCAUCACCUCAGCCAGAGGCACACACAUCUGAUGUCCAAACUGAGCCAGCUUGGCUACAAAGCAGCGCUUCAUCCUCUGUUCUCUGAAUUUAUUGUCAACACCUAUGGGAUCCUAAAGGAGAGGCCUGGUGAAAAUAGCCCUCAUGGGACUGAGUACAAUGAUCCGGAUUUGUUGAGGAGACUAAUAGUGACCACCACUCCACAAAAAAUGCAUAAGGACCUACAUGUGCUGCUUACUUGUCUCUGCUACAUGGCAGAACAGGACAGGAAGCUCCUCAUGCUCUGGUAGACGUCACAUUACUCAGCAAACAUGGACAGUACUAUCCAUCAAGUGAAAAUCAGCUGCAAUAAAUUAAAAGAGGCAUUUUG
Messenger RNA from Nothobranchius furzeri (turquoise killifish), 902 nucleotides. Its product is annotated as speriolin-like protein. The record is from RefSeq and is a predicted model, not a curated record. NCBI's taxonomy places the organism in Eukaryota, Metazoa, Chordata, Actinopteri, Cyprinodontiformes, Nothobranchiidae. Gene Ontology annotation, cellular component: centrosome.